Messenger RNA from Camelina sativa (false flax), 1995 nucleotides. RefSeq lists its product as uncharacterized. NCBI's taxonomy places the organism in Eukaryota, Viridiplantae, Streptophyta, Magnoliopsida, Brassicales, Brassicaceae. The record is from RefSeq and is a predicted model, not a curated record.
UCUGGAGAAAGAAUCGUAAGAUGACAACUUUCUCUUGUGUUUUUUUUUUACCCUGAAGUUUUUUUAGUUGGUGUUGUAAGCCGUAGCAUGAGACAAGAGAAGGUUGCGCCCGCCUCACUGUCUUAUUGGUAAAGAAGAAUGUUGCAGGACUCAAGAUUUCUAAUGUCUGAAUCUAAACGUGUUCAGGCAGAACACAAGGCUUUACCUUAUCUAUGUUCAUCUGUUGCCUAUUUACCUUACAGUUCACAGACACAUGGUUGACUGGCAAUCUUGUUUACUAAUUAUGCUUAUAAUACGCAAAUUGACAACAUCUACUAGCGAUUUCAAAUGUUGAUAAUGUCCUCCUCAAUCACCAUCAUUAGUCAUUCAAAUCAAUACAACAACUAAUGUGAGACAUCGAUCGAGCAAUACAAUGAUAUACAACAACCUUAAUAUAAAUAAACGCUUUUGCUCUCAAAUUCUUUUAGCAAGAUUUGUUUUCACUUCCCAAAUAAAAUUCGUGUAUGUGUGUCAAACGAAUAAACUUGGUGGGGCAAGUCCAUUUAUUUGGUUGGAGUAAAUUGGAAAUACAAAGAAAAGAAAAAAGUUGUCAGACCAAAACUUGGUGACCAAGGCCAUUCAUUAUACAGUACCUUAUAUGGAUCGAGGGUUUUAGCUGGACAAGAUUACCAAAUUCCUUCCAUUAGGGUUUUUUUUCUUGCUUUUCUCUAAGUACAUAAUUCCUAUCUCAUGUCUCUGCUUCUUAGCCGUCUCUCUAGGAUCCGCCCAGGGAAACCUGCGUCCCUGAGAUCAUCUCUUCUUCUUAUUCUCUCUAAUGGUUUCUCAACUUCCUUGCUGCAAACUCCUCCUUGUUCCAUCAUCCGCGCUAUUCCUUGUGGAGGGGGUCUCGGAAAACUCAUCGUUAGCUAUGCUAAUGACGGUGGCAUCACUAGUUUGGAAAAGAAGGUUCCCCUGGAGUUGAUAAUGAAGAGAGUUAUCAAAGAGAUGGUAACGAUCGGAGCAUCUCAUGGGUGGAUAGCUACUUUCGAUAUGGAAGACGAAGUUCUGCGACUCCAAGACGAUCUAAACCCUGCUGCAUCGGAUACACAUCCGAAACGUAUUCCCCUGCCUUAUCUUGUUACUCUGCCUCAUUGCCAAACCGAGAUUAUCACCAACGUGUCAAUGUCCACACCUUCUCCAGAGGAUGAAGACUGUAUUGUUGCUGUCAAGUUCUUUGGACCUCAACUCAGCUUUUGCAAACCCUCUCAAAGUAAACCCAAGUGGCACAACAUAAGCUUCGAUAACCGUUGUUUUUACUCCUCCCGUAUCAUCUUUUCCAAGAAAGACAACAUGUUUCGUAUGCUCGGAUCUGGAGGCCAUCUAAUCGCAUCAUGGGAUCUCAGUGAACACAAGCGCAAACCCAUGCUUCAGAAGGUGCGUUAUCAAAACCUUUCCGAGCUGACAGAGACCAAACGGGAGCAUCUGUAUUCGUGCUUCACAAGCGACCACUUGGUGGAGUCAGAAUCCACGGGUGAAACUUUCUUGGUGAAGUGGUACCAGGAGACUGCUGAGAUCGUCGACGGUGUUGCGAAAAUGAAAACAAAAGAUGUAUUAGUGUUCAAGCUUGACGAAGAAGGGAACGCGGUUUACACUAAUGACAUUGGAGAUCUCUGCAUGUUCCUCUCAAAGUCAGAACCUUUCUGUGUCCCUUCUGCUUCUUUUCCUGGCAUGGGCAGAAACAACGUCCUAAUCUGGGAUGUGGACGGAGACACAUUUUUGCAUCUGGAUGAUUCUUACCCCAUCAUUACUCAUGUUGGCGAACUCUCGGCCCCUUUCCACAUUCCACCUCAAAAUCUAAACUAGAAUUUUGGAAUGGAGGAGGAGUCUCUCAGUUAUGCAUCCACGAUUAUGCAUAACACCAAACCUUUGGUAGAGACUCGCUCAAGUGUGACGAAGUAAAAAUAUUGCUGGAGUUUUAAUUUGCUUAGGUACCAUUCUAAUUGCCUUUGGUGCAGU